CGGUAGCUUAAUUCAUCCAGGCUUUGAUUAGCAGCAAUGAAUUUAUCUUGGAAAGAGGCCGAGGACUCCACUGCAAAUGUCCAGAGGUUCUGCAGUAUGGUGAGGGCAGAUGUAGAGAAGAAGAUUGGACAGAGGUCUGUUUUCAGUUCCCUCAACUUCAGGGCGCGUGAUACUACAAUACAGUACAUAGCCAAGGUGCAUGUUGGAGGGACUGACUAUGUUCAUGUGAAAAUCUCUCAGGCUCUCCCUUGUUACGGAGAGGAGGCGAAGAUGCUUGCUUUCCAGUUUCCUAAACAAAAAGAGGAUGAAAUCGAACCCUUCUGAAGACUUCUGAACACAUUAUUCUGUCCUCACUGAGAGACUCCUACCAGAAAAAUACUUUUCAAUAAAGUACUGAAGCUUA
Messenger RNA from Puntigrus tetrazona (Sumatra barb), 403 nucleotides. Its product is annotated as cystatin-A1-like. The coding region runs from base 37 to 324 and encodes 95 amino acids. The transcript is spliced from 3 exons. The record is from RefSeq and is a predicted model, not a curated record. Gene Ontology annotation, molecular function: cysteine-type endopeptidase inhibitor activity. Gene Ontology annotation, cellular component: cytosol. NCBI's taxonomy places the organism in Eukaryota, Metazoa, Chordata, Actinopteri, Cypriniformes, Cyprinidae.